AACAUUGGAAAUUACAAUUUCUUUUAUUUCUACAGGGAUCCCACAGCUCAAUUUGCCACCUUUUGAUCCGUUUUUUGCUAAGCAAAUUAUCCAAAGCAGAGGGAGCAACAAUCUCAAUUACAAAUUGACUCUGCGCAACGUUUACGAAAGGGGAUGGACCGACUCAAUCGUCACCAAAUUUAAGAGUAAUCUCAAAAAAAGAUACAUCCAGUAUUCGCAGUUUUUCCCCGAGAAGUUCCUCGAAGGUGAAUACGAAUUCGGUGGGAAAAUAAUGGCCUCCAACAUGGAGAACAAGGGUGUUUGGAACUUGACGUUGUGUAAGUAAAGUUUAAUUCAAAAUAAACGCUUUUUACCUAGAAUCAAUAGCUUUACACAGUCACCAAAUUGGAUUCAUUCAAAUACAUGUCACCUGGAAUGUUUUCAAUUUAA
Molecule: messenger RNA, 429 nt
Organism: Cimex lectularius (bed bug)
Lineage: Eukaryota; Metazoa; Arthropoda; Insecta; Hemiptera; Cimicidae
Gene: Jhbp16
Exons: 2
Source: RefSeq, a predicted model, not a curated record